CCUGUCAGCUAGAUUUGUUAUUAUCGUGUUUCUUUUAUAGUUACACGUAGACGUUGUGUCCAUUUUGAGUAGUUCCAAUUGUACCCUAAUUUGAAAAUAUCAUAGCUCUCAUUUGAGAAAAUAUUGCAAAACCAGUUCUGCUCGAUGGGAAAUGCAAAAUUCGUGGCUCUGUUUACUACUGUUACUACGGCAGAGCUCGAGAGCGCCCACAACCACUGAUCGAGCUGGAGGGAGUGACAAGGCGGACAAUGAGCAGACAGAGCGAGUCGGAUACAAUGUUGCCAGUCAAGAGCUAGUUGCGGGCAGUUGCCUUUUUGUGUUACAUUGUUGCAAGCAAAUGACAUGUUGCGGAUAUUAGGCCUUUGCAAAGGCACAACGCUGGACCUCGGCUGUAAGUUCUCAUUCUACCCGGCAGUCUGAGGAUAGCCCACGGAUUCUUCAGGUUAGCCUUGCUGCAGAGUGCUGGGUCUGCUGCACAGAUUUCACGGAUUCCUGCUAUCAUGGAAUUCCCGUUCGAUAUCAAUACCCUCUUCCCGGACCGUAUUUCUGUUCUCGACAAGAAUCUGGCAUCUGGCCGAAAAGCAGUCGGAAGGGGAGAUCCUCAAGCACUCAUCACCAGGGUCAUCGAUGAGCUGGGGCAAGCAUCGUCUAAGGCUCAGGGGCUUCCUGCACCCAUAACCAGCGCUGCCAAACUCCAGAGCAACACACACCAACUCUACCUGCUCAAGGACGGGGAGUUUAACGGGGGGAAAGGCGCGGCUGUUGGAUUCCUGAAAGUGGGAUACAAGAAGCUCUUUCUCCUGGACCAGCGGGGGGCGCAUGUGGAGACUGAGCCACUGUGCAUUCUGGAUUUCUACGUCACAGAGAACCUCCAGAGACACGGCUAUGGCCUGGAGCUCUUCAACUUCUUGCUGCAGCACAAGAAGGUGGAGCCGCAGCUGAUGGCCUAUGAUAGGCCCUCCCCCAAGUUCCUGGCCUUUCUUAGAAAGCACUUCAGUUUACAGGAGGGCGUUCCUCAGGUGAAUAACUUUGUUGUGUUCAACGGUUUCUUCAAAAACACUGCAGCGGGCCCGUUGAGAAAGGCUCCCCUAAGAAAACCCGAGGGAGAGAUCAAGCCAUACUCGCUAGUGGAGAGAGACGUGGUGAGGGAGGAGCAGAGAGUGAAGCCGUGGCCGUUUGUGCGUCCGGGUCCGGGGGGCCCGCUGCCCUCUCCCCCCGCGUCACGCUCCCUCAGUGUGGGAUCCUCCCCCAGCAGGACCCCCCCUCCCCCCACCGCCCUGCUCGCACACACACACCUCACAGACAACUGCAGGGCCAGGCGUACCAGCCAUUGGGGUUUGGUUGCCAGGAGCAACCUGUACAGUCGCCAUAUCAACAGUCGAGGCAUGGGGCUCCUUUUGGAGGACCAGCUAGACACCCACAAGCUGCCAGGUUUGCAGCCAGUGAGAGACAGGCAGGGUCACACAGUGCGACAGACUUAUAUGGAGCACACACACUCACCCAGGCCACAGCCUGCAGAUGCCUCUCUACCUCCACCCACCACUCUACCUCCAUUGGUCGCCCCGCAGAAGGACUCCUGCACCCCUGCGGCCCCCGUAGAGCCUCUGCCCAGUGUGGAGGCUCCGCAGCCUGAACCCCUGAGCAGCGGCCCAAACAUCAGCAGAAACCUCCAGAGACACCCGACGCUGGGCUCCAGGGUCCAGGAAGGAGGAGAGGGUGGUGGAGGAGGCGGUGUGGAGAUGGGGAAGAGGGGCGAGCUCCCCGAGCUGGUGGAUCGUGAGCGGGCGGGCAGGGGCAACUGGUCGUCGUGGGUGGUGGGGGAGGGGCGCUGGACGGCACAGUGGGUACGGCAGAAGCAGGAGCAGCGCAGCACGCGACCCUGGUGACCAGAGGUGUCAAUCCCGGGCUCAAGAAGUAAAAACCCUGCCACAAAUUGGAUCCAACCAGCUCUGAAUCACCUGACUAUUGAGCACUCAAGACAGGUAGACCAGCUACUUGUGUUGGAAGGAAGCUGUGGCAAGGUUUUUACUUUGUGGACCCGGAAUUGACACCUCUGCUGUUGACCCCAAUGCAGGGCCUAAGUCACGCAAUAGCUCCCUCUCAUAGAGCCCAAGGGGACCUUAUACUGCAUUCAAGCCUUUAUGUAUUUAUGCCUCAGAAUUGGAGAUGGGCUUAUGUUAAGCCAAUAGGCAAGCGGAAAAGGGCAGUGUUAAUGCUUGCAGACAGACAACCUCUUCGGAUCUCCAACAUGGUGGAAUAAACAAACACAGUUUUAGCUCUGAUCUCUAAAUAAUAGACAAAAUGGAUGCUUGAUCCACUUCAGUCUUUAGAGAUCAGCGGUGAGGUCCCAGCCACUAUGGGAAGGAACGUGGCUUAGGCCCUCUAUUUACCUUAGUGAUCCUAGUGUUCACUCCUAGCAACCCUGCAAGCGUCACAGAAGAAUGUUCUUAGAAGAGUCACAGAAGAGUGUUCUUAGAAUGUUCAGCAGGCCCAAGGUGAAUGACGGGUUCUAAAAACAUGUGACAGAGCCGACUAUGCCAGCCAUUCCAUGGACACAGCACGGUUAAACGGAUUUGAAGCAUAUCCAUCUGAUGAUAUCGCAACUGAAUUGCCAUUCAGAAAUGCCUGGAUGUCAAGUCCCAUCCUGACAUCAAGUGGACCUUUCUGAUUCGCAGUGAUAAACUAGUGAUAACAGCAAAAUUGACUGUUAAAAAUGCUUCAAAUCCGUUUGACUGAAUGGGUUGGAACCUUAAUUGUCCAUCCUAAUAUAAAGUCAUUGAUGUUAGCCAAUCAAGUAGCCUUUUAUCAUGCCUCCCCUCCCCUCACCUCAGGAAUGGACAGGUGGAGAGUUGAUGAGCUGUCAGUCUUCCGCUUCUGUCUAUAAAGAUGCACUACAGCUAUGCACAGACUAACAUAUCGAUAGUGUCAACAAGUGUUUUUUUAUUAUUAUUUUUAAUAACUGUAAACUUUAAAUACUGCACAUUAACUGUAAUUUAUACCCUGGAGUUUGUUAAAUAACAAGAAGGCUCAGAUGUUUUGGUUACAUGAUCUCUCUACAUGUUUUGUUUACAUGUUCACUAAAAUGAUUGAAAUCACUACAGAAGUUCAA
This is a messenger RNA of Engraulis encrasicolus (European anchovy), 3109 nucleotides long. RefSeq names its product alpha tubulin acetyltransferase 1 (gene atat1). The coding region runs from base 501 to 1886 and encodes 461 amino acids. The transcript is spliced from 12 exons. Lineage: Eukaryota; Metazoa; Chordata; Actinopteri; Clupeiformes; Engraulidae. The record is from RefSeq and is a predicted model, not a curated record. Gene Ontology annotation, cellular component: microtubule. Gene Ontology annotation, molecular function: tubulin N-acetyltransferase activity. Gene Ontology annotation, biological process: alpha-tubulin acetylation.